AUGACGAUGGUUUUUGCUGUUGAUGAGAUCAACAGUAACUCCAAUCUGCUACCCAAUUUGACUCUGGGAUACAGUCUUUAUGAUAACUGCGGUGCACUUGUUAUUGGAUUUCGUGCUGCUUUGGCACUUGCCAGUGGUCAAGAAGAGCAGUUUCUGCUUCAGGAGAACUGUUUUGGGACCCCUCCAGUCCUCGGGAUUGUGCGUGCUAUGAUUCAGAUUUUAAAACACUUUGGCUGGACUUGGGUUGGCCUUCUGGUCAGUGAUGAUGACUAUGGACUCCAUGUGGCUCGAUCCUUCCAAUCUGACCUAGUUCAGUUUGGUGUAGGUUGUUUGGCCUACGCAGAGGUUUUGCCCUGGGGCAGUGACCCAGCAGAACUUAGGAGGAUUGUGGAUGUGAUGAAGAAAUCAACAGCUCGUGUGGUCAUGGUGUUUGCACAUGAGAUCCACAUUUAUAAACUCAUGGAGGAGGUUGGGUUCAAAGUAAAUCAGUUUUGGGAAGACAUAUUUCCGUGUAAAUUUGCACCACCUCCAGCCGGUUGGCUGGAGGCUGGGGGAGCACUAUGCACUGGACAGGAGGUUCUACAUAAUGUGGAGAGUGAGUUGUUUGAUGUUUCAAACCUGAGGCCAGAGUACAAUGUUUACAAGGCUGUCUAUGCCCUGGCGUAUGCCCUCGAUGACAUGCUGCGCUGUGUGCCAGGGAGAGGGCCUUUCAGCGGACACAGCUGUGCUACUUUGCAAAGACUGGAGCCAUGGCAGCCACCCUGGUCAGUGUGCAGCGAGAGCUGUCCUCCAGGUACCCGCAUGGCCAGAAAGAAGGGGGAACCCGAGUGCUGUUUUGACUGCAUCCCUUGUUCUGAGGGAAAAAUCAGCAACAAAACAGACUCCAUGGAGUGCACCAGUUGUCCGGAGGAUUUCUGGUCCAGCCCCCAGCCCUCUGGGUAUCUGCUUGACAACCGCCUCAUUGCUGGGCACAUUUAUCUGUGCUGUUGUCCUGGUAAUAUUCAUCUAUCAUCGCAGUACACCCAUGAGUCUUCCUCUCUCCUCUCAUCUUGUAAAUUAAGAAGGCAGUUUCAUCAUAAUGGGAUGCACAAGCCUGGUGAUGUUAUUCUGGGUGGGCUGUUUGAGAUCCACUACACCUCUGUCUUCCCUGAGCUGACAUUCACCUCAGAACCAAAUCAGCUCAACUGCCAAGGCUUUGACCCUCCAGGGUUCAGGCAUGCCAUGACCAUGGCCUUUGCUAUUGAUGAGAUUAACAAAAACUCCAACCUGCUACCUAAUGUGACUCUGGGAUACAGUCUUUAUGACAACUGUGCUACACUUGUAAUUGGAUUAAGUGCUGCAUUGUCAUUAGCCAGUGGUCAAGAAGAGCAGUUUCUGCCUCAGGAGAAGUGUUUGGGGACCCCACCAGUCCUGGGAAUUGUGGGUGAUUCCUUCUCAACAUUUUCUAUCGCCACCUCUGAUGUGAUAGGUUUAUUCAAAUUGCCCAUUGUGAGUUACUUUGCUACAUGUUCCUGCCUUAGUGAUAGGCGAAGGUUUCCAUCUUUCUUCAGAACAAUCCCAAGUGAUGCUUUCCAGGUGCGUGCUAUGAUUCAGAUUCUAAAACGCUUUGGCUGGACUUGGACAGGUCUGCUGGUCAGUGAUGAUGACUACGGACGUUAUGUUGCCCGAUCCUUUCAAUCUGACCUGGCUCAGUCUGGAGGAGGUUGUCUGGCCUACUUAGAGAUAUUGCCCUGGGGUGACAACCCAGCUGAACUAAGGAGGAUUGUGGAAGUGAUGAAGAAAUCCACAGCUCGAGUGGUCAUUGUGUUUGCACAUCAGAUCCACAUGAUUCAACUCAUGGAAGAGGUGGUGAGGCAGAAUGUGACAGGCCUGCAGUGGAUGGCCAGUGAAGCCUGGACAUCAGCUGCUGUGCUGCAGACCCCCCAUCUCAUGCCAUACCUGGGUGGCACUCUGGGUAUUGCCAUCCGCCGCGGAGAAAUACCAGGGUUAAGAGAGUUUCUGUUAAGAAUACUGCCUGACCUACAUGACGAAAUUCAUGAAAAUAGCAUGGUGAGGCAGUUUUGGGAAUACACAUUUGAGUGUAGAUUUUCACCACCUCCACUAGGUUGGGUGGAGGCCGGGGGAGGACUAUGCACUGGACUGGAAGAUCUAGAGAAUGUGGAGACUGAGUUUUUGGAUGUUUCUAAUCUCAGGCCUGAGUACAAUAUUUACAAGGCUGUGUAUGCGCUGGCGUAUGCCCUCGAUGACAUGCUGCGCUGUGUGCCAGAGAGAGGGCCUUUCAGCGGGCACAGCUGUGCUACUUUGCAAAGACUGGAGCCAUGGCAGCUAAUGUAUUACUUGGAAAAGGUUAACUUCACCACACCAUUUGGGGAUCAAGUGUCAUUUGAUGAGAAUGGUGAUGCCUUACCAAUAUAUGAUAUCAUGAACUGGCUCUGGCUCCCUGAUGGAAUAACUAAAGUUCAGAGUGUGGGGAUUGUUAAAAAGUCAGCCACCAAAGGUGAAGAACUCACACUUGAUGAAAACAAAAUCUUCUGGAACUUUGACUCCAAACAGUCACCACAGUCGGUGUGCAGUGAGAGCUGUCCGCCAGGUACCCGCAUGGCCAGAAAAAAAGGGCAGCCUGUAUGCUGUUUUGACUGUGUCCCUUGCUCUGAUGGAAAGUUCAGCAAUGAAACUGAUUCUAUGGAGUGCACCAGUUGUCCAGAGGACUUCUGGUCCAAUGCCCAGCGUGACCACUGUGUUCCUAAGAUAACAGAGUUCCUCUCCUACCAUGAGCCUCUGGGUAUCUGCUUGACCACCGCCUCAUUGAUAGGCACAUUUAUCUGUGCUGUUGUCCUGGGCAUCUUCAUCUAUCAUCGCAGUACACCCAUGGUACGCGCCAACAAUUCAGAACUAAGUUUCCUGCUUUUGGUGUCACUUAAACUAUGUUUCCUGUGUUCACUGCUGUUUAUCGGCCGUCCCAGGCUGUGGACAUGCCAACUGAGACAUGCAGCAUUUGGGAUCAGCUUUGUACUUUGUGUCUCAUGCAUCCUGGUUAAAACCAUGGUGGUUCUGGCAGUGUUCAAGGCCUCCCAGCCAGGAGGAGCAGCCAGUCUGAAGUGGUUUGGUGUUUUGCAGCAGAGAGGGACAGUUCUGUUUCUUACUUCUAUUCAGGCAGCAAUCUGCACUGCCUGGCUUGUCUCUUCCUCACCAGCUCCUCAUAAAAACACUCAAUACCACAAUGAUAAGAUAGUGUAUGAAUGUGUAGUUGGGUCCACAGUGGGGUUUGCAGUGUUACUGGGUUACAUUGGCUUACUGGCUAUCCUUAGCUUCCUAUUAGCAUUUCUGGCGAGGAAUCUUCCAGACAACUUCAAUGAGGCCAAGCUGAUCACUUUCAGCAUGUUGAUCUUCUGCGCUGUUUGGGUUGCCUUUGUUCCUGCUUAUGUCAACUCUCCAGGUAAAUAUGCAGAUGCAGUUGAGGUAUUUGCCAUCCUGGCCUCCAGUUUUGGCCUCUUGGUGGCACUGUUUGGACCCAAAUGUUACAUAAUCCUGUUGAGACCUGAGAUGAACACAAAGAAAGCCAUAAUGGGUCGAGGCACCACCAAGACAUAA
This is a messenger RNA of Perca fluviatilis (European perch), 3591 nucleotides long. Its product is annotated as extracellular calcium-sensing receptor-like. Gene Ontology annotation, cellular component: membrane. Bases 1 to 3591 code for a protein of 1196 amino acids. Lineage: Eukaryota; Metazoa; Chordata; Actinopteri; Perciformes; Percidae. The record is from RefSeq and is a predicted model, not a curated record. Gene Ontology annotation, molecular function: G protein-coupled receptor activity. The transcript is spliced from 15 exons. Gene Ontology annotation, biological process: G protein-coupled receptor signaling pathway.